AUCAAACCAUUGAUUAUCAUCAGUUCUUCCACGUUCGUCUUCAGUGCAGUGAAAAAAAAAUGGCAGUGUUGAAAAAUACGUGUGUGUUUGUGCUUUUGGCUGUCACAAUCGCAAGCGUCACAGCCAACGAGGAUACUUUUGAAAAUGCUGGUGUACGUGUGGCUCUCAAGCUCUAUGAGGACUGUACCAAAUCCGAUGGGUUCUCUCCUUGUUUGAAGAAGAAGGCUUUGACAUUCUUGGACCGAUUGGGACGUAUGCAGAAGCUCAGUUUGGCUGAUGGAGUUACUGUGACUCGUGUACAAAACGACACCUUGGAACCACCAAUCAGUGAAGAACAGCUGGAGAAAUCCUUGCCAAGAGGUGCUGACGCUCAAGACCAAAUACUCAACUCCAUGCUCCUGGACAAGGUAUCCAGAGUAUUGAGCUCCAGGUCCGUACAAGUCACUCUGCCCAAAUUCACAGCGUCAGACUUCACAUUGGAAGAAGGACGUGGCAAGAAGAUGAAGGGAAUGAUGGGAGGUAUGAUGAUGGGAAUUGUCGCCAAAAUGGCUGCUUUGAUCCCUGUGGCCAUCGCUGGUCUGUUCUUGCUCGCUGGAAAGGCUUUGAUCACCGCUAAGAUCGCCUUGUUGCUCUCUGGUAUCAUCGCCCUCAAGAAACUCGUAGCUGCCAAACAAGGAGGUGGUGGAGGACAUGGACACAGCGGUGGACACUCCGGUGGAUGGCAAUCAAGCGGAGGUGGAUGGGACAAGAGAUCCAUCGACGAUGUCAACGAAUCCCAAAAAUACGCAUACAACGCUUAUGCGCCCAAAUGAAUUGAACUUGAUUAGACGGUUUUAUUGAAUUUAACAAUGGGAUCUAGAAUCCCAUUGACAGUUGUACAAAUAUCGACCGAUUUUUUGGUCAUUCACAAUCUUAUUCUUACCAGAUUCUCUUUCAGUCCAGCACUCCGUUGAUUAUUUAUUUAAUUUAUGUAUUUAUUUUUCGAUUAUUUAUGAAAAUGUCUAUCUCUUGUUCAAUCGAAAAUCUACGAAUCUUUGUUGCAUUAAAAGAAUAAAAGUUGUUUUCCUA
Messenger RNA from Harmonia axyridis, 1068 nucleotides. RefSeq lists its product as uncharacterized. The record is from RefSeq and is a predicted model, not a curated record. Lineage: Eukaryota; Metazoa; Arthropoda; Insecta; Coleoptera; Coccinellidae. The coding region runs from base 60 to 812 and encodes 250 amino acids. The transcript is spliced from 2 exons.